Molecule: messenger RNA, 678 nt
Organism: Elaeis guineensis (African oil palm)
Lineage: Eukaryota; Viridiplantae; Streptophyta; Magnoliopsida; Arecales; Arecaceae
Source: RefSeq, a predicted model, not a curated record
UCUCCCUCUUCCUCCGUUCGCUGUCUCUGACGAGCCAUCCGAUCAGAUUCGAGAUGUCUCCUCCUCGGUCCAAGGCGAUCGCGUCGGCGGCCGGCAUGCUGCGGGGCCGGAUGAGGGCAGCGUUGCGCACGAGGGGCGGCGACAGCGGCGAGGGGGCGGGGCGGUGGACGAGCCCGGGGACGCAGGAGCGGCCGAACGGGUACCUCUUCAACCGGACGCCGCCGCCGCCGGGGGAGUCGCGGAAGUGGGAGGACUGGGAGCUCCCCUGCUACAUCACCUCCUUCCUCACCAUUGUCAUUCUCGGCGUCGGCCUCAACGCCAAGCCCGAUCUCACCCUCGAGACCUGGGCCCAUCAGAAGGCCCUCGAGCGUCUCCAGCAGCAGCAGGAGGUCGCCUCCGAUGAGUAAUCGCCCAGUGGAUCGCCUUUCCCGCUUGGUCCCCGGUAAAAGUUUCGCCUUCUGUCUUUUUUCUCUCUUUCUUUUGUGAUGAUGGGAGCAGUGGGCAUUUAGGGUUAAUAAGAUCAUCGGUUGUGGAAUUUGAUAGUGGGAUUCGGAUGGAAUCCUAAACUCUCUGUACUUUGACAAAAUUGUGCUUUUUCUUUGUUCAUAAUUUAAGAUCUUUAUAUCUGUCUCUGAUUUUAGGGAUUAAAAAUGGAUGAAUUUGAUGGUUGUUUUUGGA